AUGUCGGAGCCCGGUGCCCCCGCGGCCGGCGACAAAGCGCCCCGGCUCCAGGACCGCGUCCUGGGUGGGGUGCGCUGGGGCCGCCUCCUGGAGCCCCUGGGCUUCAUCAAGGUGCUGGAAUGGCUCUUCGCCAUCUUCGCCUUCGGGGCCUGCGGCUCCUUCUGCGGCGAGACCGGGGCGACGGUGAAAUGCGACGGCGAAACCAAAGAGAUGAGCGCCAUUUCUGUCCAGUUCGGGUACCCCUUCAGGUUAUACCAGAUCCCCUUUGAGAUGCCGGACUGCGAGGGCGAGUCGGAGACCCGCACCCUGCACCUCGUCGGCGAUUUCUCCGCUCCCGCCGAAUUUUUCGUGACCCUGGGGGUCUUCUCCUUCCUCUACGCCAUGGCGGCUCUGGUGCUUUACCUCCGCUUUCAUUCCCUCUACGGCGAAAAUAAGAAGCUCCCCUUCGCGGAUUUCUGCGUCACCGUCUGCUUCGCCUUCUUCUGGCUGGUGGCGGCGGCGGCGUGGGGCAAGGGGCUCACCGACGUGAAGGCGGCCACGCGGCCCGCCAGCCUCAUCGCCGCCAUGGGGGUCUGCCAGGGCCCGGAGGUGGUCUGCAACGCCGGCGCCACGCCGGCCAUGGGGCUGGCCAACAUCUCCGUGCUCUUCGGCUUCAUCAACUUUCUGCUGUGGGCUGGGAACUGCUGGUUCGUGCUGAAGGAGACGUCGUGGGGGGCGCAGCCUGGGCCCCCCGACAGCGCCGCCGAGCAGGGUGCCAUCGACAAGCAGUAG
This is a messenger RNA of Gavia stellata (red-throated loon), 771 nucleotides long. RefSeq names its product synaptophysin like 2 (gene SYPL2). The record is from RefSeq and is a predicted model, not a curated record. NCBI's taxonomy places the organism in Eukaryota, Metazoa, Chordata, Aves, Gaviiformes, Gaviidae. The transcript is spliced from 6 exons. Gene Ontology annotation, cellular component: synaptic vesicle; synaptic vesicle membrane. Bases 1 to 771 code for a protein of 256 amino acids.